Molecule: messenger RNA, 3628 nt
Organism: Chelonia mydas (Green sea turtle)
Lineage: Eukaryota; Metazoa; Chordata; Testudines; Cheloniidae
Gene: MAP10
Product: microtubule associated protein 10
Exons: 1
Coding region: 96-2768 (890 amino acids)
Biological process (GO): mitotic spindle midzone assembly; cytoplasmic microtubule organization; positive regulation of cytokinesis
Cellular component (GO): midbody; mitotic spindle midzone; cytoplasmic microtubule
Molecular function (GO): microtubule binding
Source: RefSeq, a predicted model, not a curated record
AGACUUCACCAAACCCAUCCCACCGAACCCCCCCCCUCUCGCUCUCGCGAGAUCCUGACCUGGCUGCGGCGGCGCGGAGACCCUCGCGCUGGGCGAUGGAGGAGGGUGGCGCGCGCGAGGGUCUCUUCUCGCUGGAGCUGCUGGUGGAGUGGGUGCGGGUGGAGCCGCAGCUGCUGCCCGCGCGCGGCCCCCUGCGCCCGGCCGUGGCGCUGCGGCUGCUGGACUUCCCCACCUUGCUGGUGCACCCGCCCGAGCCGGGCUGCCCGCCGGGGGGGCUCGUCCCCUUCGGCCGGGGCAAGUCCUGCCUCUUCCGCCUGGGCCCGGGCCCCCUGCGGGGCCUGCUCCGCCGCGCCCCGCUCUACGCGCUGCUGCUGGCGCUGCCCCCGGGGCCCGGCCCGGCCCGGCUGCUCGGCAGCUGCUGCGUCUCCCUGGCCCCGGCCGCCGAGGAGCUGCUGCGGCCGCCGCAGGGCGGGGCGACGCCCGGCUCGCGGGGCCGCAGGGGCCGUUACCCCCUGCGGGACCUCAUGGGGGAGCGGGUUGGGGAGCUGGCCCUGGGCUACCGCCUCAGCAGCCUGGGGCCGGCCUUGCUGGGACACCUGCCUGCGGGCCUGGGGCAGGGGGUGGCCGGGGGAGCGCCCCUGCCCAGGUCCACCUGCCCCCCGGAUACCCAGCGCAAGAGCGGGCCCAGGCCGCAGGGGGCCCCGGGGGAGCAGGCGUCUGGGCAUAGUAGGCGCUCUACGUCUAUCGGCAUCCAGACGGAGCCGCAGGGCAGGGAGGUGCCUGGGGAGCUGAAGCCUGAGCACAGCGGCCAAGCCUCUUCCCCCACUGGCCAGACCCAUCUGCCAUGUGCGGAGGAGGUGUGGGAGCUGGAGAUUGAAGCAAACAUCUUCUGCCCUCCCCCCUUGUACUACAGCCACCUGCCCACAGAGCCCCCACCCGCCCGGGCCCCUGGGCGGGUGGCAGUUGCCCAGCCUCAGGCACCACAGGAGCAGAGCCCAAGUGCAACACCAGCACCGUUACAGGAAGCUUGUCCAGACAGAGGUCGGGCUUCUGGUUCCCUGGCCCAGUCGCUGGGUAGCGCCCAGCAGCUCAGAGAUGCUCUAAGAGAGCUGCCUCUGGUCAACGCUUUGCUGGUAGAACUAUCCCUGCUGAGUAAUCAGCCCCUGCACUUGGGACCUUCUACUGUUCACCCCCAGCUGGCCUGGCUAUACCGAGAAGUAGAAGAAGCUGACAUCAAGACCUCAAAACCUCUUACUAAAAGCAGAUGGCCAGCUGGGAAAGAUAAGGAAACACUUCUUAACCCCAGAGAAAGGUUCAAAAGAAGUCAGCAACAGUUUUCUAAAUUGGGGGGUUCUUCCUUACGAGAGACUGGAGCAGGGAAAGGAACCAAGAAAGCUGUAGCAUCAAGAAACAACUGUUUUGAAAAGAAGAGUGGAACCAAAGAAAACACACCCCCAAGGAAGAAACUGUUUUAUGGACUCACAAAUACACUGAGGUUACGAUUACAGCAGACCAAUCCAGAUAUGUUAGUACUUCAUGAAAGGAGAGAACAAUAUAGAAAAAGGCAAGUAGAGAUGCUGAGAGAAAAGCAAAGCAAAGGACCUUUGUCCAGAGGAAAACUAUUCAGAAACACUGCUGAACAGCAUCUGAUGUCUUACAGGCAUCCUGCUGAGGGAGGAAUUUUAGAACAAAAUAUUCAGGUUGAUGAAAAUAUUGAGACUUUAAUACAAAGUAGUAUUGAAAAAGAUCCCUCCACCACUAUAAUGGAAGACAUUUCUGACCUACAAAAACAUGCUGCUCUCAAUAGACCGAACAAUCAUGAGGAAAAUGCUAAGGAAGAGAAUCCAUAUGAAGUGAAUACAAACUCUUCACUGGAAGUAACUACAGUUAAAACCCCUUACAAAGUAAAGGGUGUGAAAGUCCACCUCCCAAGAACUUUCACACAGGAUACUGGUGCAAAGAGAAAUAAAGUAGAUGAGGAAGCAGUACACUUGAUUCAUGACAAAGACACAGAUGACUAUAAUGCUUCCCCAUUAGGUGAUUAUCAACCAGGCCAAAACAACAGUUUUGAAAGUAACCCUGAAUUCAAGUAUUCAGAUGACUUUGUUGGCAGCCCUGAGAACACAGGCUAUUCGGAAGAUUUCACCAGUGCUGACGAUACGGGCAGAAGCUCAGAAACUCUUGAUAGCAGCCCAGAGUGUGCACUGGUAAGCCCAAAGCAAGCUUGCUCAGACGUGGAAUCAGAAUCCAAGAAGUCCAGGCUUUCUGAAAAAAGUCUGAGAACUGAAAGUAUUUCAGCUCCUCUACCAGUUCCUUCAAGUGCCUCUCCAGUCCAUUCUCUUAAAAGAACCUAUGACUUAAAAGCAAAAAAACAGAAUACAGGUGUGGGUGUCAGUGUAUCCAUUAGUGACUCCUCUCCUCCUGCAGGUUCAUUAGAUAAGCAGGAGUUAGCUUCACAUAUCAAGGAAGAAGAUAGCAAAAUUGACCAAAAUAUUUUCCAGGCCCCUGAAGUGAAGACUAAGCAAACUAAUUCUGAUAUAAAUAGAGUAGUAAAGGGCCAAACCUCUUUGGAAAAGAGCCAGUCACUGAGGACAUCUCAAGUUAGCUCCUACUUGCCAUCCAACAUGUCUGAUCUUGAACUUAGUGGUGUGGAAAACAAUACAUCAGACAAGGAAGAGGAUGACGAUUUUGGGACACUGAGUAUUCCUAAUCAAUAUAAGCACAUCAGUGAACUAGUAGUAAACAAGCUGCCUGGAUACACCAUGUAAUCAAUAUACACUCUUGGUCAAAACAGAAUGUUUACUUUUUUAUUUUUAUAAACAAUAUUAAGAUAUUUGUAGUUGGAUAUAUAUAACAAAUAUGUUUGGCUUUAUGAAUUUAAUAAAUUGCUGUUUUUGUUUUUAUAAAAACAAAGAUUGUAACUUUGGUGUAUAUAAUAUAACUUCAAUAGUCUAAGCCUAGCUUUAAAGGAAAAAGACAAGCAAAAAAGUGUUAAAAUACCUCAUCUUUUCAAUUGUAGAAAUGAAAAUGGAAGCAGUAAGCCUUCCUAGAAUAUCCAAAGACUUGUCAGAAGAAAAUGUUAGUGCUAAAGAAACAACCAUGCAGUUAAGUUAUGAGUACAAAUUAUGUCUAACCAUUUUUAUAAACUGAUAUUUUAAACAGUCACCUUUUUCACAAAAGUAACCUUUACACUUCCAGGAAAUAAAUGCAGUACAACUGCUACUUAGUGCACACAGCCUGUCAUAGGCAAUAGCAGUAUAGAUUGUAAAGCCAGAAGGAAUCAUUAUGAUAGUGUCGAUAUGAAAGUCAGACUAGACUAUCAUAAUGACUAACACAGGCCAUAGCAUUUCACCCAGUGUUUGUAACCCUGAUCCCAUUAACUUGUGGUUAAAGUAUUCUCACCUUUUCAAGUUGGGGGACCCCUUAUAAAUUUUCAUGACCCCUUACAUCUAUUAUAAAGGAGUAAACAAAAAAUGUUGAUAAGCCAAUUUGUGUGUAUUUCAGGAGGUUUACUGAAAAUACACAAAUAUAGGUUCACUAUAUUUGACCUUGAAAGAUAAGUUUGGGUGGGGAGUGGAAGAGAAAUUUUCAUUGCUUUAGACUGUAAUAAAUUCAGAGUCCUCACAAC